AUGGAACCUGAAGAAAAAGUUCAUCAUCAUCAACAUAAAAAUGUUCAAUAUACAAAUUCAUCUUUUGCUGUUCUAUUGUCUGCCUUUUGUUCAUUGGCUGGAUGGUUUUUUGGAUAUGAUCAAGGUGUUACUGGUGGUAUAGUUGUCAUGAGUUCAUUUAAAAACGAGUUUUGUGUUGGUGUAUAUGCCAAUACAACUGUUUGUGACCUUCCAGUAGCUGCGUUGCCUUCAGAUUACAGAAGAUUUUUAGUACUAUUUACUUUUAUGUAUAAUGUCGGAUGUUUUAUUGGUGCUAUGUUUAUUUCUUCAUUUGUGGCAGAAAAAUUUGGACGUCGAGCAAUUAUUUUCACUUCAGCAGUUCUGUUUUUAAUUGGGACCUCAAUAGUUAUUUUUCCACCAGGAGGUUCCAAAAAGAUAAUGAUUUUGAUACUUAUUGAACGGAUUAUCGAAGGAACAGGCGUUGGUUGUUCUUCAUUUUCUUGUCCAUUAUAUGCUUCCGAAAUAGCUCCAACAAAUCUACGUGGAAUGCUUUUCGGUUUCAUGCAAAUGACUGUGGUAACUGGUUUGUUUGCUGUCAAUGUGCGUAUUCGUCAAACAGACGAUGUAACUGCUGAAUUAGAUGCUAUUGCUGAUGCUAUACAAGAAGAAGGUGAUCACUUUUCAAUCACAGAACUAUGCACAACAAAGAAAAUGCUUGAAAGACUUGGUGUGGGGGUAGCCAUGCAUAUUUUACAACAAACAACGGGUAUUAAUCCUGUAUUUAAUUUUGGUGGUAUUAUAUAUCAAAGUGUUCUUGGAAAAGGCAUCAUAUCAUUAUUGAUUUUGUCUGGUGCAAAUAUGUUAAGCACAAUACCAGCCUUAUUCUUAUUUGAUAGACUAGGACGUCGAAAACUUCUUAUAUUUGGUGGCUUAGGCAUGGCAGUUGGCCAUUUUCUAGCAGCAACAGUAUUUGCCACGGGUUGUGACGUAAUCAAAACUAUCAUCAAUGGUACUAUAGUAAAUGAAGAAACUGUGAGUUGUCAAACAAGUUCUGGUAUAUAUAUGCUUUUCUUUACAGCUAUUUUUGUAUGUUUUUUUGCACUCUCUUGGGGACCAGUCGCUUGGAUUUAUGCAGCUGAGAUUUUUCCUCUUAAUAUUCGAGCUAGAGCUGUUCCAAUAACGACAGGGAGCAAUUGA
Rotaria sp. Silwood1 is the source of this 1176-nucleotide messenger RNA. The record is from the annotation of a GenBank genome assembly. NCBI's taxonomy places the organism in Eukaryota, Metazoa, Rotifera, Eurotatoria, Philodinida, Philodinidae.